This is a messenger RNA of Phycomyces blakesleeanus NRRL 1555(-), 1794 nucleotides long. RefSeq lists its product as hypothetical. Lineage: Eukaryota; Fungi; Mucoromycota; Mucoromycetes; Mucorales; Phycomycetaceae. The coding region runs from base 50 to 1087 and encodes 345 amino acids. The record is from RefSeq and is a predicted model, not a curated record. The transcript is spliced from 12 exons. Gene Ontology annotation, molecular function: cation binding; protein serine/threonine phosphatase activity. Gene Ontology annotation, biological process: protein dephosphorylation.
AUAUUUCUACUUUCACCUUUUAGUUAAUUUAACCUUACUUAAAAAGAUCAUGGGCCAAACACUUUCAGAACCUGUCGUUACCAAGACCACCCACAAGGAAUCCAGCAAGGAUCUCUUCUACGGUGUCUCAUCUAUGCAAGGAUGGAGACUGACUAUGGAAGAUGCACACGCCACUCUCCUGAAACUCGAGGAUUCGGACGCAAGUUUCUUUGGUGUAUAUGAUGGUCAUGGUGGUUCCACCGUGGCUCAGUACACAGGAAAGAGACUUCAUCGCAAGGUGUAUGAAAGCGAAUUUUUUGCCAAGAAGCAGUAUUCUGAAGCUAUGCGUGAUGCAUUCCUGGGCAUCGACAGGGAAUUGAGCGAAGACAGCAACUAUGCAUUCGAUCCUUCCGGCUGUACCGCUGUAACAGCUCUAGUUACCCCCGAAAAAAAAAUUAUUGUGGCAAAUGCUGGUGAUUCAAGAGCUAUUAUCAGUGUCAACGGCAAGAGCAAGGCUCUUUCGUAUGAUCAUAAACCAGUCGAUAGAUUGGAGUCACAGCGUAUUAUUGCUGCUGGUGGCUUUGUUGAAUUUGGCCGUGUGAAUGGUAACCUUGCUCUUUCGCGCGCUAUCGGUGAUUUCGAAUUUAAGCGAAAUGACCAUCUCCCUGCAGAAAACCAAAUCGUGACAUGUAACCCUGAUAUUAUCGAGCACACUAUUACGGAUCAGGACGAAUUUUUUGUACUAGCAUGCGAUGGUAUCUGGGAUUGCAUGACAAACCAAGAGGUUGUUGAUUUCGUUCGUACUGAGCUCGGUAACAAGGUGCCUCUGGAUGAAAUUUGUGAGUUAAUGAUGGAUCACUGUCUGGCACCUGAUUGUGAGGGUGGAGGAGUUGGAUGCGACAAUAUGUCUGUUAUGAUUAUUGGCAUUUUGAAUGGUAAAACAGUCGAGGAAUGGUAUAACUGGAUGGAAAAGCGUGUCUCUAGUUCAAACAAGACAGAUAGCCUUGGUAAUGCUGUUGAACAGCCAAAGGAAACACCUAAAGAAGGAGGCAAUACAACUGCUGCAUCUACUCCAGAUGUUUAUUCCAUUAGUAGCAAAAUGGGUUAAAGCGCAUGUUUGUGUGUAUGUACAGGAUUAGAUAUUGAUAAAAGAAUGAGCUCAUUUGCUUUUAUUUUGUUGUAAAUCAAUUUACCACGUUCCCCCUUCAUAUUACUGUAUUUUCAUAUAAAAAUAUAUUGGUGAUAACAACAUUUCAUUAGCUCUCUAGUGGUUAUUGAGAGCUGCUUGGAAAUUCUGUCUUAAGAACCCGAUUAGCUUUCUUCUUAGGCACAGGAGCAUGGUUAUUCUCACGAACAUAGAAUUUACGGAGUAAUAAUACAGCUUCCUCUGCAUGUUUAUUUCCCUCUGAGGCGUAAUGUUUUGACACGGGAGUUUUCAGACGCGGGUCGGUAUGAAUGUCAAACACUGAUCCAUUUCCGCCAAAUUUAUCAUUUCCACAACCAAAGUAAACAUGCCUUAUACCUACUUGGCGUAAAGCAGAGGCACACAUAACACAAGGCUCCACUGUGACGUACAGGUCAGUGUCAGAGAAUACAUCGGCAGUGUGCUCCUUUAAAAUGUCAUCAAUUGCCUCAAUCUCUGCAUGACGGGUUGCAUUGAAUGUCUCAUUUGGUUUAUUGCGCCCAUGGGCAAUAAUUUUACCAUUCUUUACAAAUACACAUCCUACUGGUACUUCGAGAUUAUCAUAGGCUUCUUGGGCUACUUUAAGCGCUUCCAGCAUAAAUUGAUCAUUGUAUACAGAUGUUGUCAUGGGG